Chenopodium quinoa (quinoa) is the source of this 901-nucleotide messenger RNA. RefSeq names its product calcium-binding protein PBP1-like. The coding region runs from base 255 to 611 and encodes 118 amino acids. NCBI's taxonomy places the organism in Eukaryota, Viridiplantae, Streptophyta, Magnoliopsida, Caryophyllales, Amaranthaceae. The record is from RefSeq and is a predicted model, not a curated record. The transcript has a single exon. Gene Ontology annotation, molecular function: calcium ion binding.
UAGUUACUGAAAUUCGGCCGACCUGUUAAACAAAUGUCUGAUACAAUAUACACGGUACAUACACAUACUCAUUUCACACCCCAUGUCUCUUUCUCCGCAACUCCCUUCUUCUUUCCCUUUCCUUCUUUCCUUCUCAUUAUUUAUCCCCUUCGCUCUUCAUCCAACUCAAUAAUCACAACAAAAAUCCGAAACAAACCCAAGAAAAACUCAUCUUCUAAUCGAGGAGUUUCCUUGUUUUACAAAGGAUAACAAUAAUGGCGUCUUCAAAGAAGAACGAGCAACAACAACAACAAGUAUUCCAAGAUCAACUCCCAUUAAUGGCGGAAAAGCUAGGAGGAGACGGCUUAAUCGGAGAAUUAUGUAAAGGGUUUGAAUUGUUGGUAGAUAAUGAUAAGGGUGUUAUUACAUUUGAUAGUUUAAAGAAGAACGCAGCUAUUUUGGGGUUGCAGGAUCUUACAGAUGAUGAUUUGAGAAGUAUGUUACGCGAAGGCGAUUGCGAUGGCGAUGGCGCGCUUAAUCAGAUGGAAUUUUGUGUUUUGAUGUUUAGGUUGAGUCCUGAGUUGAUGGAUGAAGCUGAGUUUUUGCUUCAUCAAGAACUUCAAUUUUUUUGAAUUUUUUAAAAAGUGGUUUUUUUUUUUUGGGGGGGGGGGGGAUUUUUGUGCUUCUUAGUUUGAAGCAAGUUUGUAAUUGAUUAUUCUUUUGGCCAUUUUUAAUGAUGGAUUUAUACAUUAUACAUGAUUAUAUUGGGUCUUAUGAGAGUGAUUGUUAGAUUGGUUGCAAUGAAGAUGAUUAGCACAUACAAAGUAUACAAUUAAGAAAGAAAUAUAUGCAUAAUUUUAUACGGAUUAAAGUAUUGGUUAUGUUUAUUGAUCUAUCAAUGGUUUCAAUUGGAAUUGGCAAU